AAUCAUUCAGAGGAAGCUGAUAAAGCUAUUUAUUCAGCGGAAUGUGAAGUUGUUAAACCACCGAAUACUGGCGAAGUAGUUGCCAACGCGGCCAUUGUCGAGGAGGAAUAUAUUUCAAAUGAAGAGGAGGAGGAAGGAGGUUCCGAAUGUUCUGAUGAGAUUGAGCAGGAGGUGGAUGACGAAGAAGAAGAAGAAGAAGAAGAGGAGGAGGAAGAAUCCAGUGCAGAAGAAACUGCCGAUUGGGAUCCGAUUGAUGCUAAUGAGGAUAAAUCGAAGUUGGAACGAUUUUCACUGCCCUCUUAUCUACAUCCAGUGGCUGUCAAUGAUGCUGGUGUAUAUCUUCUCGAAGACGGCCAUUUCUUCUAUCAGACCGAUGGAAUUAAACCCCUACCAGAUUCCCAAAAACGACCUUCUUCACCGCAGAUAGAGGAGAACGGCACACUGGAGGAGGCAAAUUCGAAUGUUGAAGGCUCUCCAAGCCCUUCGAAAAAGCGAAAAUCAGUCAACUUUAGCAUGGCGCCUAUCACU
Molecule: messenger RNA, 528 nt
Organism: Rodentolepis nana
Lineage: Eukaryota; Metazoa; Platyhelminthes; Cestoda; Cyclophyllidea; Hymenolepididae
Source: the annotation of a GenBank genome assembly